Molecule: messenger RNA, 5591 nt
Organism: Bufo gargarizans (Asiatic toad)
Lineage: Eukaryota; Metazoa; Chordata; Amphibia; Anura; Bufonidae
Product: protein-arginine deiminase type-2-like
Exons: 16
Coding region: 69-2045 (658 amino acids)
Cellular component (GO): cytoplasm
Molecular function (GO): protein-arginine deiminase activity; calcium ion binding
Source: RefSeq, a predicted model, not a curated record
UGCUGCCCGGGGUUGAUUAGAGCAGCGGUCGGGGAGCUGUAACCUGCUGCAGGUGGAGAGCGGGCAGGAUGCAGGGACAAAGCCGCACACUGCGCCUGGACCGCGGGCAGAGGCUGCAGGCGGUGUGUGUGCUGGGCUCCCGCCUCGCCGUGGAUGUCAACGGGGGGUCUCCGCCGGAGUGCAAGUGGUUCAGCUUUCGUCACAGCCCAAAUAUCGUGUUUGAAGUUGUGAACAGCGACGUCUCCCAACAGAAAGUGAUUAAUGGAGAGAAACUAUGGCCGCUGUCCAACAGGACACUGGUGGAGUUCCAGAUGACUGCGCCAAGCACCGAUAUCAACGAUGGCAAAAUAACAUUUGCUUACUAUAAGAAGGGGUCGGAUGCAGCUGUGGACAAAGCCGGAAUCUACCUGACUGCGAUCGAAAUGUCCCUGGAUGUCGACGCGGAUCGGGAUGGUAACGUAGAACGAAACAACCCACAUAAGGCUACGUGGACCUGGGGUCUGGAGGGUCAGGGCGCCAUCCUGCUGGUGAACUGUGAUAAGGACAGUUUGAUCUCCCGCACGGUGGAUGGAGGAGAUAACAUUGUGCUGUCCAAGACGGAUCUCCUGGAUAUGUCCAAGAUGCUGCUCCGGAUCCGAGGGCCCGAAAAACUUCCGACAGGAUACCACCUGCUGCUCUACAUCUCUGCCACUGAAGCACCAAACCUGGGAGUGUUCCAUCUGCACAAUAAAAUGUACAGGCACGUCCUGGGAAGAGAGAAGCUCUUCUUCAAGACUCGGUACACGGGGACCAGCGAGCUGGAGUUCUUUGUGGAAGGACUGCGCUUCCCGGAUGAAGGAUUUAAUGGACUGGUGACUAUCAAGGCCAGUCUGCUAGAGACGCAGGUGGAGGGAAUCCCCGAGACCCCCAUAUUCACAGACGUGGUGACGUUUCGUAUCUCGCCGCUGAUCAUUACACCCAACACGCUGGACCCUAUUGUGGUUUACGUCUGCAGCGUGAAGGACAAUUACCUGUUCCUGAAGGAGAUCAAGAACCUGGUGAGCGAAGCCAAUUACAAGAUCCAGAUCUGCUUUGAAGAUGUGAACCGAGGGGAUCGCUGGAUGCAGGACGAGCUGGAAUUUGGAUACAUUCAGGCUCCACAUAAAAGUUUCCCGGUCGUGCUGGAUUCUCCCAGAGAUGGAGAACUGAAGGAUUUUCCCAUUCGGGAGCUGCUGGGACCAGAUUUUGGCUACGUAACAAAGGUUGCCACUUCCUCGAAGGUCACAAGUCUGGACUCCUUUGGAAACCUAGAAGUGAGUCCUCCGGUGACUGCUGCAGGCAAGAAGUACCCACUGGGACGGAUUCUGAUUGGGAGCAGCUUUCCUACCUCAUCCGGCAGAAGAAUGACCAAAGUCGUGCGGGAUUUUCUGUAUGCCCAGAGGGUGCAGUCGCCCAUUGAGCUGUUUACUGAUUGGUUGUAUGUGGGUCACGUGGAUGAAUUCAUGACCUUUGUGCCGGCGCCAGAUCAGAAGGGCUUCCGUCUGGUUUUGGCCAGUCCUGCCCUUUGUUUCCAGAUCUUAAAAGAAAAGAAGCACGAAGGACAUGGAGACGCCGUCAUGUUCCAGGGAUUGGAAACCAAGCGAUGGACCGUGACAAAAAUCCUUUCCACGGACGCGAUCGUGUACGAGAACAACUAUGCACAGCACUGCAUUGACUGGAACCGGGAUAUUCUGAAGAAAGAACUCUGCCUAACAGAGGAGGACAUCAUCGAUAUACCUGCCUUAUUCAAACUGCAAAAUGACAAGGCUGUAGCCUUCUUCCCUAAUAUGGUUAAUAUGAUCGUUCUGAGAAAAGAUCUUGGAAUUCCCAAACCCUAUGGGCCGAUAAUCAAGGAGACCUGUUGUCUGGAGGAUUAUGUCAUUGAGCUGUUCAAGCCCUUAGAACUGAAGUGCACGUUUAUUGAUGAUGUUGUGUCGUACCACAAGAAACUGGGCGAGGUGCACUGCGGCACCAACGUCCGCCGGGAGUCCUUCACCUUCAAGUGGUGGCAGAUGGAAGAGCCUUAGUGUCCGACCAAGCCUGGAACCUCCUCAUCCUUGUAGGUCUCCUCCUGAGCUCCAGUCUCCUCCACUCAGAUGAUGUGGAAGCUUCUGGGCCAGUUACGGUGCACUCAUACACUGCACAUUUUGAUGCAGAUUUGCAUGACUGAAAAUCAGUUCCAUUCGUUUAAAUGGGGCAUCAGGCACAAGGAUUUCUGCAAGCCCCAUACAGGUGAAUGAUACUGAUUUUCAGUCAUUGAAAUUUCUGCAACAUCUGCAGCAUGUGAAGGCGCCCUUACUUAUCAUUACUUCUUAGCAUGUGACACCGCUGUGAGCAGCCAUAUAACAAGUGUCUAUUAGGCAUAAUCAUUAUAUACACAUAUUAUUUGGGCAAAAAUAUUGGGGCACCUCCACAUUAUACAUACAGGAGCUUUUAUGACCUCUCAGUCUAUAUCCACAGACAUGAAUAUUGAGUUUGUCCCUCCUUUGCUUCUCUGGGAAGACUUUCUACAAGAUUUUGGAGGGUGUCUGUGGGGAUGUUUGCUCAUUCAUCCAGAUUGAUUCGUACUUUUUCGCUAUAUAAGACGCACCCCAGGUUUUAGAGGCGGAAAAUAAGAAGAAAAUAUUUUUCUUCAGAUCAGACCCCCAAAUCAGGAACUCUAUCAAACUUCCAUGUCAGACCUUAUGUCAGACUACCAUGCCAGGACCCUAUGAGAACUCCAUGUCAGACCUCAGAUCAGACUUCUAUGUCAGACCCCCUCAUCAGACCUCAGAUCAGACUUCAUGCCAGACACCCAUCAGACCUCAAAUCAGAGCUAAAGAAAAGAACUUCACUUACCUCUCCUGCUCCGCGACUCUUCUCCAGGUCCAGCGAUCGCUCCUCCAGAUGCACUCCCUUGUCUUCUCCGGCCCAACCUAACUGCGCGCAGCGUUGGGUCAUAGUGUGUGCAGCGCGGAGAAGAAAAGGGAGGGGGUGAGUACUGGCAGUGCUUCUCCCGCUCCCUGCACCUAAUACAUACUAGUGAACGCUACCAUAAUGGAAUCACUGACGGCAACCAGAGAGACCAGUGCUUUUUCCUAUAUUGUGUAAACACUGUCACCGUUGCUGGAUUGCCGCAUGGUCAUAACCAUAGAAAUGAGCAGUGUAUAAUGUGAUGGAAAAAUUAAUCUAGCCAGCAAAGGAGGCAAUAUGGACAAUCACAAUACAUUAGUAAGUGCCUGGUAUUAACCUUCUCUACAUGAUAAAUGCCAUUUGCUGAAGUGAGACAACCCCUUUAAAGGCCUUUGUAUGUAGAAUGGGAUGUGAUAAAAGCUCCUAUAGGUGUAAUGUGUCCAGAUACUUUUUUUUUUUUCCAUAUAGUGUAGUUAAACACCCACCUUUUUAUACAGAAAUUGUGAAUGUCCGCAUUUGCAACCAUUUUUAAAUGAAGCUGUGAGAGUCUGGUGGAACUUCGUGUAUAAGAACAGGAAUAGCUCCCUUAUCAUAUGAAUUUUCAUGAAAUAUUGGACUAUGCUGAAAAGUAGAAAAAAAUAUAUACAUUUUAAUCCAUUCCAUCAGAUGCCAAUCAUUGAUUAUAAUUAAAGCUGUUGUCUCAUCAUAGACAAUGGUCAUAUCGCUAGGAUAUGCCCCCAUUGUCUUAUAGGUGUGGGUCCCAGCACUUAUAUAGGGAAUGGAGCCCCGGAAGUGAAGCAGGGCGCAUGCACAGCCGCCCUCCAUUCAUUUUCUAUGGGGCCGGCAAAAAUAGUCGAGCGCUGGCUCUGCCAUUUCCGUUGAGCCCAUAGAAGUGAAUAAGAGCGGUGGCCCGUCAUGCACGGUGCGUUCCCAUUCACUUUUAUGGGGAGCCAGCUUGGUAGUGGCCGGACCAGAGUCCUCCAGCCACCAGCUUGCAGGGCUCCGUUCCCGAUUUAUAGGUGCGGGUCCCAGCAGUGGGACAACCCCUUUUAAGAGCAAGUGCCUCCUGAUACCUAUAGCUUCUCACAACUCCGCCAUUAUAAGUUGUUCCAGACCAGUUCACAGUGAAGAUCACAUAACCUUCCUGCCAAAAUCCAUGAGUCUUUUGUAUACGGAGUAAGGACGGAGGUGACUGCUGAAUACCGACCACCCCAAGGAUGAUGAGAGUGAUGGGCAGAGAUCAUCCUCUUUUAUCAGUAGAUUAUACAGACAUACCACAUAUACUCCCUAGAUUUUCUGUUUUUAAGUGUAGGACUUAUUCAGACAGCCGUAACGUGGGAGCAUUUUAGCGUCCUUAUUGCAACUGCAAAUCUCAACCCGACCACGGGUCUAAUGCUUCGAACUAACUGCAUCAUAGGGUGUGAAUUCGGAUGAUUAGACCCCCCAGAGGGUCUGAGAUUUGGGGCUGUAAUACAGGCGCUAAAAUGCUUCCAGGUUACGGCCAUCUGAACGAGGCCUUACCAGUGGUGUUGGGACUCAGUGUUGCCUGUAAUGCGAUUUUGAUGAUUAAUAUAAUUUUUUUUUACACUAAUCUUAUUAUUCCAUAAAGUUUCUUCUUUCUGAUGUGUUUUAUGUCAUUGCACCUUAUGUUCUCCUCAUGUCCCGCUUACUGAAACGGGUAAAAGGACUGAGCUGAAUUUACCAGGGAAACCGCUCCAAUCUCUUAGCACAGUUCUCCCACUGUUCAGAGCCAUAUUAUUGUCUAUAGGGGGCAGUAUUAUAACGAAUGCUAGCAGUGUAAGGCCUCUUUCACACAUUCGUGACAAGAUGGUCAGUGGUUCAUCCGUAAAGGAUCCAUGUUUGGUCCACUUUUUUUGCCUACUUUGUCAUCCAUAUUUCACUUACAAUGCCAGGCUGGUAUGGGAGCGCUGUGGCCUCCUCACAGCUUACCAAGCACAGCGCCACUCAUUGUAUAGUGGCUGUGCAUGGUAUUGCAACCAAGGCCGAAUUAUUUGAGGUGCACGUUGGCCAUGUGAUUAAUGAACCUGACGUCACUGGCCUUGGCCAUCUGAUCGGUGGGAGUGCCAGGAGUCGGACCCCCAGUGAUCUGAUAUUGACGUCCUAUCCUGAGAAUAGGUCAUCCAUAUUUUACUCGUCACCAUGUAAGCUCAGGAAUGAUUCCUAUAUCAGUGAUGUGAAUAUGGAGCAUAUUUGAGGAUUCAGGGCUCGUGUAAGAUUUGUUUUAUAGCUGCCUGUAAUCCGGGGGUCAUCACAAUGACAGCAGCUUGUAAGGAAGGCUAUUGUGCACUUGGGAUCUUAGGUCUUCUGUUUGGGAUUAUCAUCCCAUGUAAAAUAAAUGGACCACUAUAGCCAAAAGAGAAUCCGAGGGUCUCCUCAAAAAGUGGGAACCAAUGUGAUGGUUCUAAGAUAUUACAAAGAAGCUAUGAACUAAAAAUCCCCUCAAAGGUCGUCCUAUGGACACAAGUGCACAUAACCCAUGAUAUGCGCCUUGACCAUGGUGCAGCCACUACCGCUGUAUUCCUGUCUGAGCUCAGUGCCUUAGCCGUAAGACGUCUCUAUUGUAGACUGGGUGCAUCCAGCGCAUUUCAUGCCCUCAUCUGUACCAUAAAUCCUCCAUUUUGUGUUAUACUAACUGCUAUAAUAAAAACUGUAGAAUAAAA